Molecule: messenger RNA, 1940 nt
Organism: Anoplophora glabripennis (Asian longhorned beetle)
Lineage: Eukaryota; Metazoa; Arthropoda; Insecta; Coleoptera; Cerambycidae
Gene: Rep
Product: rab proteins geranylgeranyltransferase component A 1
Exons: 8
Coding region: 112-1809 (565 amino acids)
Biological process (GO): protein geranylgeranylation; intracellular protein transport; vesicle-mediated transport
Cellular component (GO): cytoplasm; cytosol; nucleus
Molecular function (GO): GDP-dissociation inhibitor activity
Source: RefSeq, a predicted model, not a curated record
AAAUCGUUUAGAAAUGUCAAACUAAUGGCAUUUGAUUUUAUAUUCCUUCCAUUAAUAUAAAUUAAUAAUUUAGUUAUUUGAGAUCAGUGCAUUAGAAUUUUCUAUAAAAAUAUGGAUAAUCAGCUUCCUAGCGACUUUGACCUUAUAAUUGUGGGUACUGGAAUGGUAGAAUCAAUUCUAUCAGCUGCUGCAAGUAGAAUUGGGAAAAGGGUUUUACAUAUUGACAGGAAUGAUUAUUAUGGUGGACAGUGGGCUUCAUUUAAUUUAGACGCAAUUCAAAAAAUUAAAGAGAAGCAGCAUUAUAUAUUGGAAGAUGCCAACAAGUUAUUGCAGCAAGAUGAAUAUAUUACUUCUAUUGGAAAUGAUUUAUUUAACAUAGAAAAUGUUGUUUUCAACUGGCACAUUCCAGAGAAAGCUUCAAGUGAGGAUGUAAACAAUCCAAGCGAAUUCAUGGAGGAAAAAGGCCAAUUAGAAUUAGGUGACAACACAAACCCUGAAGCUUGGACUAAGGAAAGUCUUCUGAAGGAAACUAGAAAGUUUAAUAUUGAUCUCACCCCUAAGCUACAAUAUGCAAGAGGUGAUUUUGUGGAAUUACUUAUAUCUUCAAAUAUUGCCCGUUACUCAGAAUAUAGGAGUGUCAGUAGAGUGUUGACGUGGUUGAAUGGUCAGCUCGAAGUUGUUCCUUGUUCUAGAUCUGACGUCUUCGCCAACAGCAAAGUCUCAGUCAUUGAAAAAAGAAUGCUUAUGAAGCUACUUACCUCCCUCGACGACGGUGGCGCAGAACUAAAAAGUUAUACGAAUAAAACUUUUCGUGCUUUCCUAAAAGACAGAAAACUGACUCCCGAUCUAAUCCAUUACGUACUGUAUGCGAUUUCGAUGAGCACAGAUGAUACCCCUUGCAUUGAAGGGGUUGAGAACACCAAAAGAUUUUUGAAUAGCUUAGGGCGGUUCGGAAAAACACCAUUUUUGUUCUCAAUGUACGGGAGCGGAGAAAUUACGCAGGCCUUUUGCAGGUUGAGCGCGGUGUUCGGUGGAAUAUUCGCCUUGUCUCAACCGAUUAGCGGUUACAUCUUCGAUGAUGGAGGGUUCAAGGCGUUGCUCGUAGGUGAGCAACGCAUAAAAGCGGAUCACAUCGUGAUGGGCAUUGAAAAAGCCCCAGUGAAAUUUGUGGAGACCGUACCAAAGACAUAUAUUUCGAGAGCGGUGCUUAUUACCGACAGAUCUAUCUUGGAUAGCGAGAAGGAGCACUUGACGCUUUUGCUCUAUCCGCCCGAAGGCGGCAAAUGCUCCGUGACUCUUAUAGAAUUGGGAACAUUGACUGGAACUUGCCCCAAGGGUUUGUUUUUAAUCCACCUAAUAUCAAGACAGAAUACUAAUCCAGAAGAAGACUUUAAGCACGUAGUCGAUAGUCUCUUCAUUACAAACGGUGCCAACGAAACAGAGCCCUCGUGCAAACCACGUGUUUUAUGGUCGUUUUAUUUUUCCAUAGCAGACACCAAUGGUGUGGAUUUAAAGCAAAACGUACCGAAAAACACCUACAUCUGCCCAGGCCCCGAUAUAGACAUGGACUUCGAUCUGGCCAUCAAGGAGGCUAAAAAAAUCUUCGCGGAACUGUACCCGGAAACAGAGUUCCUACCGAGGGCUCCAGAUCCUGAAGAAAUCAUCAUCGGAGGGGAGGAAGAAGCAACGGAAGAGAGUACCGAUACAGGGGACAAAGAGAAAGGUGGUGGCGAUACGGUGGUUGAGGAAUUGGUACGGAAUAUCCAGAAUCAAGACAUCGAAGACACGCUGGACCGCGACGCCGCUUAAAGGCUUUGAAAUUUAAGUGUAAGCUUCAACGCAAAGUUUAUUAAUACUAUUCCUUAAUCGUUUAAGCCUCUGUGUACGUGUGUUAAACUUAAGUGUAAAAUCUUUAUUUAUGAAAUAAAUUAUUUGCAGAA